This is a messenger RNA of Zea mays, 5824 nucleotides long. RefSeq names its product putative disease resistance protein RGA1. The transcript has 6 exons. The coding region runs from base 1571 to 5398 and encodes 1275 amino acids. NCBI's taxonomy places the organism in Eukaryota, Viridiplantae, Streptophyta, Magnoliopsida, Poales, Poaceae. Gene Ontology annotation, molecular function: ADP binding. The record is from RefSeq and is a predicted model, not a curated record.
AUAGCAUCUCCGUGGAGCGGACCUAUUCCUCUGAACCAAUGAUUUUUCAGCUUGCGUUUCUCCUGCUCCCUAUCCGACGUAGUGAAUCCCUUCCCAGGCACCACUCGCCGACGGAACGCCUCCCUUCCUAGGCACCACUCGCCGGAGCGCAUCCCUUCCCAGCCACUGAUGGCCCUGACCCGCCAGCGCGCUUCCCUCCCCACCGUUGACGGCCCCGACCCGCCGGUGGACUGCGCUCCUCAUCGACCAGCGUGGCCAUAUUUUGCAUUUGUUCCUGUUUCAGCUUGUGAGCAACUGAUACUACUGUCCCGGCCCAUCGUUACUGGACCAAGAACUUUGAGAUGUGGUAAUUAGUUUAUGAUUUUGCAUUUGUCCCGGUUGGUGCUACUACUGUUGCCAUAGCAGGAAACGCUGCAAAACAAAAAAUAAGAGUCCCAAAAUUCAUUUUAAUCUUUAAUUUGCUCAUGAUUUUGCAUUAGCUUAUGAUUCACUAAACUGUUAUGGCCAUGCAGAAUCAAUCAUUUUUGGCUCUUUCAUGCACCACAUAUUUCAGCAGCACAGAAAGUUUAUGGGUGAAAAUGGUCAUUUGGUUCAGGCCCAAACUAAAACCAUUCAGGAUUAUUGACCAACUGAAUUCAAUUAAAAAUUCUUCAGAUAGGAACUGGUUUUUCAGGAAUGCUUCAAACAAAAAUUCGUUAAGAAAUAAUCCAUAUUUAAUCUGGGCCUUCAGUUUACUCAAUUUGUCUUUUACCACAUCAAUGAAAAAGUUCAACGAGAAAUUAAAUAAGCCAUCAGGCUUCUGAGGAACAGGAGCAGUUUGUGGAGGUAUAAACAAAAUCAACCUCCAUGAUUAAACAAAAGUUCAACGAGUAAUUAAAUAAGCGCCCGCUGGGUCGUUCGUUGCCAGAUCAUGUUUUUCAGGUCUGUCUACCUCCAUGAUUAUUAAAUUUUUUUUCGAGCGAUCCCGAUUCCAACAGGGGACACGAGAACGGCUUUCGAGGCUAGGCAUGUGGUUUGGAGGAAUAAUCUCACGUGGUACCACGCUUUGGAGGGGCACACGAGAUGCGGUCGUGCGUGCAGAUGGGUUUCACAUGGCAGCGGUUUCCUGGUCUGGGCCAGCUCGAUCACCGAGUUAAGAAGCUGACUGAAGCCACAAGCCACUGAGGCACCAAAGAAUACGCAAAGCUCUCUGCAGACCUGCAGUCUGAGCUACACUCAUUCAAAGUUUCGGCUAACAAAAACAUUUGGAGGUUGCACAGAACAACACAUCAUUUGGUCAGAUCCCAAGGUUUCUACUAUCAUGAAAGCUAGAACAGAUGCGUUUUCUUUUUUGCUUUUGUCAUGCUUAUCAAUUUCUUCCUUGGCAUCUGGUAUUUUCUUUGCUGGAUAAAUUUACUUUCCCUGCCUCUUCUUAGGGGAACUCUAUUUACAGGAGGCUGGAAACUAGUCUGUACAAGAACGAAGCAGUUAAUCUAUUCUUCUCUGAUACCAGCGCUUGGAAACAAGAAUAACAUAAAGGGUGUUGUCCCAGGGUACGAGCAAGGAAGGGACUUCAAGAAAUACGGGUGGGAUGGAAGUUGCCUUGGUAUCAACUGUAUUGAAGGUUUUGGGGACGAAGUUAGCUCCUCUUGCACUCAAAGAGUUGAGCUCUAAAGCAGGUGUGGCCAAAGAUCUUCAGGAACUCCAGGACCUAGUUGAGGAGAUCAACAAUUGGUUGCAAACAGUUGGUGAUAAAGACCGAUCAUCUAAAUGGCUCAAAAAAUUGAAAGAAGUUGCUUAUGAUGCUGAAGAUUUAGUCCAUGAGUUCCACAUCGAGGCUGAAAAACAAGACAGAGAAAUUACUGGUGGCAAGAAUACCUUGGUCAAAUACUUCAUCACAAAACCUAAAGCAACUGUGACUGAAUUUAAGAUAGCUCACAAGAUCAAGAAAAUAAAAAACAGAUUUGAUGCAAUUGUGAAAGGAAGGAGUGACUAUAGCACAAUAGCAAAUAGCAUGCCAGUGGAUUAUCCUGUUGAGCAUACAAGAAAGACAAUUGGAGAGGUGCCAUUGUAUACUAUUGUGGAUGAGACAUCAAUAUUUGGCAGGGAUCAAGCAAAGAAUCAGAUAAUAUCUAAGCUGAUAGAGACUGAUAGCCAACAAAGAAUAAAGAUAGUUUCAGUAAUUGGGCUAGGUGGCUCUGGUAAAACUACUCUCGCGAAACAAGUAUUUAAUGAUGGUAACAUUAUAAAGCAUUUUGAAGUUAUAUUGUGGGUUCAUGUGUCAAGAGAAUUUGCUGUUGAAAAGCUUGUGGCGAAGUUGUUUGAAGCCAUUGCUGGUGACAUGUCUGACCACCUCCUAUUGCAGCAUGUGAGCAGAACUAUCUCAGACAAGUUAGUUGGAAAGAGGUUCCUAGCUGUCUUGGAUGACGUUUGGACAGAGGAUCGUGUUGAGUGGGAGCGAUUCAUGGUACAUUUAAAGUGCGGUGCACCUGGAAGUAGUAUUUUACUCACUACUCGUAGUAGAAAAGUUGCAGAAGCAGUGGAUUCUAGUUAUGCAUACGACCUACCACUCUUGUCUAUGGAAGAUAGCUGGAAAGUGUUCCAACAAUGUUUUGGAAUUGCCAUGAAAGCUCUAGACCCUGAAUUCCUACAGUCCGGGAUAGAGAUUGUGGAGAAAUGCGGAGGUGUGCCCCUUGCAAUUAAAGUUAUUGCAGGCAUCCUCCAUGGAAUGAAAGGAAUUGAAGAAUGGCAGUCCAUAUGCAAUAGUAAUUUAUUAGAUGUCCAGGAUGACGAACAUAGAGUAUUUGCAUGCUUGUGGUUGAGUUUUGUUCAUUUACCGGACCAUCUAAAGCCUUGUUUUCUACACUGCUCUAUAUUUCCAAGAGGCUAUGUAAUCAACAGGUGUCAUUUGAUUUCUCAAUGGAUAGCUCAUGGCUUCGUCCCGACAAACCAAGCUCGACAAGCAGAAGAUGUUGGAAUUGGCUACUUUGAUUCCCUUCUUAAAGUGGGGUUCCUUCAAGACCAUGAUCGAGACCAAAUUUGGUCCACAAGGGGUGAAGUAACAUGCAAAAUGCAUGACCUGGUUCAUGAUCUCGCUAGACAAAUUCUACGGGAUGAAUUUGAGUCUGAGAUAGAAACAAACAAGCAAAUAAAGAGAUGCAGAUACCUAUCUUUGACUUCAUGCACUGGGAAGCUUGAUAACAAAUUAUGUGGCAAGGUCCGUGCACUCUAUGUUUGUGGCCGUGCACUCGAAUUUGACAAGACAAUGAGCAAGCAGUGUUGUGUCCGUACCAUUAUAUUGAAGUAUAUAACUGCUGACUCAUUGCCUCUGUUUGUGUCAAAAUUUGAAUACCUGGGGUAUCUUGAAAUAUCCGAUGUUAACUGUGAAGCACUACCAGAAGCUCUCUCGCGUUGUUGGAACUUGCAGGCCCUUCAUAUAUUAAAUUGCUCAAGACUUGCAGUUGUACCUGAAAGUAUCGGCAAGCUUAAGAAGCUUAGAACUCUGGAACUGAAUGGUGUUUCUAGUAUCAAGAGUUUACCACAGUCUAUUGGCGAUUGUGAUAAUCUUCGAAGAUUAUACCUAGAAGGUUGUCAUAGAUUCGAAGAUAUACCAAAUUCCUUGGGAAAAUUGGAAAAUUUAAGGAUACUUAGUAUUGUUCAUUGCUUUAGUUUUGAAAAACUUUCGCCAUCAGCAUCAUUUGGGAAGCUUUUGAACUUACAAACUAUCACCUUUAACUGUUGCUUCAAUCUCCGAAACCUACCUCAGUGCAUGACUUCUUUGAGUCAUCUAGAGAUGGUGGAUCUUGGAUAUUGUUACGAGCUUGUUGAAUUGCCUGAAGGCAUAGGGAAUUUAAGAAACCUUAAAGUUUUGAAUCUGAAGCAAUGCACACAAUUGCGUGGACUACCAGCUGGUUGUGGGCAGCUAACUCGUUUACAACAGUUGAGCUUGUUUGUUAUUGGAGACAGUGCCAAACACGCAAGGAUCUCUGAGCUUGGUAAUCUUGAUAAGUUGGAUGGUGAGCUGCAGAUUAAAAACAUUAGAUAUGUGAAAGAUCCAAGUGACACAGACAAAGUUCGUUUGAAGAAAAAGAUUGGCAUCCGGAAAUUGUCGUUGGAUUGGUAUUCAAGAUUGGAGGUUCAGCCUGAUGAUGUGGAAGAAGAGUUAUCAUUAAAUAUGGAGAAGGAAUUGCAUUUGCUCGACAGUCUUGAACCACCAUCAAAAAUUGAGAAGCUGAGAAUUCGUGGCUACCGGGGUUCACAAUUGCCACGUUGGAUGGCAAAGCAAAGUGACUCUUGUGGUCCAGCGGAUGAUACACACAUAGUAAUGCAAAGAAAUCCAUCUGAAUUCUCCCAUCUGACUGAAUUAGUACUGGACAACUUACCAAACUUGGAGCACCUUGGGGAACUUGUGGAACUGCCACUGGUAAAGAUCCUUAAGCUCAAAAGACUGCCAAAGUUGGUAGAGCUGCUUACGACCACAACGGGGGAGGAAGGAGUGGAAGUGCUAUGUCGUUUCCAUCACGUUUCCACUCUAGUAAUAAUUGAUUGCCGGAAACUUGUUGUGAAGCCGUACUUUCCUCCGUCCUUGCAGAGAUUGACACUAGAAGGAAACAAUAUGCAGUUGGUUUCUUCAGGAUGCUUCUUCCAUCCACGUCAUCAUCAUGCAUCUCAUGCUCAUGGUGACGAGUCUUCAUCUUCCUCCUAUUUUGCGGAUGAGACGGGUACUCACCUCGAGAGACUUGAACUUCGUCGGUUGACAGGAUCAUCAUCUGGUUGGGAGGUGCUGCAGCAUCUCACUGGGCUUCAUACCCUAGAAAUAUACAUGUGCACAGACCUUACACAUUUACCUGAGAGCAUCCACUGCCCCACCACUCUCUGUAGACUGAUGAUAAGAAGUUGUGAUAAUCUUCGUGUGCUGCCUGACUGGCUUGUGGAACUGAAAUCUCUACAGAGUCUGGACAUAGACUCAUGUGAUGCUCUCCAGCAGCUUCCUGAACAAAUAGGAGAACUCUGCUCACUCCAGCACCUCCAAAUAAUUUCUAUGCCUUUCCUGACUUGCCUUCCCGAGAGCAUGCAGCACCUCACCUCGCUUCGAAUUCUCAACUUGUGUGAAUGUAACGCGCUGACCCAUCUUCCGGAGUGGCUAGGCGAACUCUCUGCGCUUAAAAAACUCUUGAUCCAGAGCUGCCGUGGCCUUACAUCUUUGCCCCGCUCCAUACAAUGCCUUACUGCUCUCGAGGAAUUAUAUAUAAGCGGCAACCCCAAACUGCUUCAGAUCAGUGCAUCAUAUUCUAAGGAAGACAAGGAUGGCCAGGCUCCGACGACAUUCAGAUCACAUGGCUUGACAGGCCUGACGACCAGCAUUGCAGUGAGGCCCAAGAGUUCGAUCUGGUCCGGAACAUGCUCAUCGUCGCAGUAGAAGAACGCUACAAGGAUGCUGCUCAAUACAGAGGCCAACAUUCCAUGUUGCGGUCAAAGAAAAAGAACGCGAUAUAGCAGGCCCAGGCCGUUAUUAUGUACAUCCACAUGUGUGCCAAGUUCAACUUGUUAGGUAAACGUCUAAGAAAACACCAUGUAAAUAUGGAGGCCUUUUUUUUGCUGAAGCGCAUGAAGCUUCGGCAAACAUCUAAAGAACACCAUGCAAAUGGCUGUGGUGUCCUGCGAUUGGUCUACGCGAUGUACAUGUGCGCAAGCUGCUUUGAAGAGAAUUUAACCACCUUGAAUUUUAGGUACCCAUACAGUUCGCUCAUGUAUUGAUCUGGCGCAAGCUUCGAUGAACAUUUUUUGGUUUCAUGUGGUUGAUAUGUUGCUUGAGCCUUGUCAGCUUGACGAUUUUUUGGUUUAA